UGCACUCGCUCGGCGGGCCAUGGAGGCGGUCGGCGGGGCUCGGGGCUCGGCGCUGGUGGUGCUGCUGGUGGUGCUGGUCGGGCUGGGAGGCGAGGCGGAGGAGCCGCGGUCGGCGAGGCAGCGGGGGGAUGAGCAGUGCCAUUACUACGCGGGAGGACAGGUCUACCCCGGGGAGGCGGCCCGGGUGCCCGUCUCCGACCACUCGCUGCACCUCAGUCAGGCCAAGAUCUCCAAGCCAGCACCUUACUGGGAAGGAACAGCAGUCAUUAAUGGAGAGUUUAAAGAGCUGAAAUUAACAGAUUAUGAAGGAAAAUAUCUUGUCUUCUUCUUCUACCCUCUCGACUUUACAUUUGUAUGUCCAACUGAGAUAAUCGCCUUCAGUGACAGAAUUGAAGAAUUCAGAGCAAUAAAUACCGAAGUAGUAGCAUGUUCUGUGGACUCAAAGUUCACUCACUUAGCAUGGAUUAAUACUCCUCGAAAACAAGGAGGACUUGGACCUAUGAAGAUUCCACUUCUUUCAGAUUUGACGCACCAAAUUUCAAAGGAUUACGGAGUGUAUCUGGAAGAUCAAGGGCAUACACUUAGAGGCCUUUUCAUUAUUGAUGAGAAGAGGAUCCUUCGACAGAUCACGAUGAAUGACCUUCCUGUUGGGAGAUCAGUGGAUGAAACUCUUCGUUUAGUACAAGCAUUCCAAUACACAGACAAACAUGGAGAAGUUUGCCCUGCUGGUUGGAAACCAGGCAGUGAAACAGUAAGUCACUGUUCAAAUUUAAAUGCAUGUACUACUAAAAACCACUCAAUUAUCAUUUCCACUAAAGCCAAAUCCAAGAUCUUUGCAACUUUCAAUGAGAUGAUAUGCGUAAACUCACAUUACUAUAGCUGCAGCUUUUGGAUUACUGCUGAUUUCAUUAGGAGCUCAUUUCCCUCACACUAGGCAUAUUC
Molecule: messenger RNA, 942 nt
Organism: Haliaeetus leucocephalus (bald eagle)
Lineage: Eukaryota; Metazoa; Chordata; Aves; Accipitriformes; Accipitridae
Gene: PRDX4
Product: peroxiredoxin 4
Exons: 6
Coding region: 20-934 (304 amino acids)
Biological process (GO): cell redox homeostasis; hydrogen peroxide catabolic process; response to oxidative stress
Cellular component (GO): endoplasmic reticulum; cytosol
Molecular function (GO): thioredoxin peroxidase activity
Source: RefSeq, a predicted model, not a curated record